CGUCACCAUGACUACCAUCACCUCAGUUCGGAGCAACUCCAUUGUGUCAUUAAGGGAAAUGCCAUUCAGUCGUCGUAGUAAUCAGGAUAAAUUAGCAACUGAAGAAUUAGGGCCACCCAGACCAAAUUUAAACAUCAAGCAAGUAUCUACAAAGGGGGGGAAUCAUAUAAGUAACAAGUAAAUUACAAGACUAGCUCCAUCCCAUCAUCUAUCUGCUCAGGGAUGUGAGGAACACACCAAGGAGACAAGGGAGGACAAGGAGACAAGGAAAAGGCACACUGGAAGGACAGUAACUGCCAGAGUAUCUCAUUUUGAGUGUCUUUUGUAACUGGGUGGAUCCUAAUAUGUUGAGCCUCAUCAAACUCCCUCAGGUUUUAACUAUAAACCAAGUUCCAAAAGUCUUCCAUGAGGAUGGGAUCAUUUCAGGUUAUCGGUACCCAUACAGUUCAGCUAAAGACUGUGUGCUCAGUGUCUUCCAGUUAACAAAUGAAACUCUCAACAUCUGGACCCACUUUCUGCCUACGUGGUUCUUUCUAUGGAAGUUACAGAUGGUGCUAUUAAAGGAGGAAUGGCAGGACUCUUUUUGUUGGCCUCUGCUGGUUUUCCUGAUGUCAUGCUCCCUGUACCCGCUGGCAUCCAGCUGUGCCCACACCUUCAGUACCAUGUCGGAACGUGCCAGGCACAUCUGUUUCUUCUUCGACUAUGGAGCGCUCAGCUUCUACAGUUUGGGUUCUGCCAUCAUUUAUUCUUCAUAUUCAUUUCCUGAGACAUGGGUCAACAGCACUUUCCAUAAGUAUUACAUUCCCACUGCAAUGUUCAACUCAAUCAUCUCUACUGCUCUGUCCUGCUACUCCAGGCUUGGAAUGCCCUUUCUUGAAUACAACUACCACACAAUAAAAAGGGCUUCUGAAAAGACAAAUGCAAAUCGGGGCAAAAUUUUGCGCAUUGUGGCUUUUGGAUAUCCAUAUUUCUUUGACAACAUCCCGUUGUUAUAUAGGAUGUUUGUUUGUGUUGGUGAGGGUUGCACAGUUAAUGAAGCCACUACUGUCCACCUCCAGCACACUACAGUGGCCUUGCUUACAGGAUUCCUGUUUGCCUCGCAUCUACCCGAACGUCUGGCACCCGGCAGUUUUGACUACAUAGGACACAGCCACCAACUGUUUCAUGUGUUCGCAAUCAUUGGCACCUACUUCCAGCUGACAGCAAUAGAGCUAGACAUGACCUUACGGAAGCAAUGGCUUCUGUCUUAUUCACAGCCCAUUACGUUCAACAACACAGCAGGUGCAGCGUUGUUUUGCGCUGUCUCCAUUUUAUGUAUAAUCUACAUUUUUAGCAAGGCACUCUUUUCUACCCGGCUCUGUAAGGACUGUGAUGUAAAAUCAUUACACGUUGACUCUGUAGAUUCACUUCAAUUAAAAGAGUGUUCUAUUUUAAGCCAGGAGAAUUGAUGAUGGCUUUUUGUGGACUAAGGUGUUUUAUACAGUAUUGCACAUAGUGGGCUGCACGAAGAUAUCCUCAUGAAGACAAAAUAAUAGUAAAAUGAGGAUUCAUAUUAUAUAUCAUAUAUUUGCAUUUUUAGAUAAAUAUUUUGCACUUGUAACAUACACAAAAUCACUAUUUUAUAUCUUGUAUCUUGUUACUAUUAUAUUUAUAAUUAAUAAACAGAUUUUUAUUCUUAAAAA
Trichomycterus rosablanca is the source of this 1682-nucleotide messenger RNA. RefSeq names its product progestin and adipoQ receptor family member Va (gene paqr5a). Lineage: Eukaryota; Metazoa; Chordata; Actinopteri; Siluriformes; Trichomycteridae. The record is from RefSeq and is a predicted model, not a curated record. Gene Ontology annotation, cellular component: membrane. Gene Ontology annotation, molecular function: signaling receptor activity. The transcript is spliced from 9 exons. The coding region runs from base 345 to 1448 and encodes 367 amino acids.